AUGGCAAUGCAAGAAGAAGGAUUUUUCAAACUAUGGCAGGGACUCACACCAGCUUUCUACAGACAUAUAGUUUAUACUGGGGGCAGAAUGGGUUCAUAUGAAUAUAUCAGGGAAAACAUACUAGGAAAAAAAGAGGAUGGUUCGUUUCCAUUGUGGAAAGCUGUUAUAUGUGGUAUGGCGGCGGGUGGUCUAGGUCAAUUUUUUGCGAGUCCUACAGACUUAGUUAAAGUACAGAUGCAGACAGAAGGUAGAAGACGUCUUGAAGGAAAAUCGCCAAGGGUGAAAUCAGCAAGUAACGCAUUCAAAAAAAUUUUACAACAAGGGGGAAUCCGUGGUCUCUGGAAAGGAUGGGUGCCGAAUGUACAAAGAGCAGCUCUGGUCAAUUUAGGAGACUUGACAACGUAUGAUACAGUGAAACAUUUUGUAUUAAACAACACAAAUCUCAAAGACAGCUGGCUAGUCCACUCCAUGGGCAGUGGCUGUGCUGGUCUCAUUGCUGCUCUACUCAGUACGCCAGCAGAUGUCGUCAAGACGAGAAUUAUGAAUCAGCCAACAGAUAGCCACGGCAGAGGAUUACUGUAUAAAUCAUCUAUUGAUUGUCUUUUACAAGCGUAUAAAAAUGAAGGAUUCUUUGCACUCUAUAAAGGGUUUAUACCAACAUGGGCACGAAUGGCACCAUGGUCACUAACAUUCUGGCUGUCAUAUGAACAAAUCAGAAAAAUGAUGGGGGUGAAUUCGUUUUAAAGUGCCAUAAUAGUGUUGAUAGACAAUUCAUGUGACAUCAUGAAACUUAGGAUGCCUGGGCAAACGAGUCUGUCCAUCCUUUUUUUUUUUUGAGAAGAUAUUUUUAUAAUUAUACAAGGUGCAAUGGAGGACCAGGACCUUUAUUGCAGUAUGUUUUAUAGAGAUGUAGUUUUGUAUAGUGGAUGUGUUAAUGGUGGACCAUAUCCAGACCUGUUGGAAUUACUAACAUGAUCAGUACUACAGUGAAUUGGUAUGAAAUGACACUAUUAUGGACCAAUACUGCAUAGGAGUGCAUGCGCCAAUACGACAAGCAACCACCAGUGUUCACGAAAGCGCUAUGAUGCAGCCUUGUCAUUCCGAUAUACAUAUAGUGAAACCUCUGUAAUAAUUUGAAUAGAACGUUGUUGAAAACGAGGGGGCCCCCCCGAACUCCGUAGAUUUCUCCAUUUACAUAUCACAAGCGUUUUGUUCUAUUACCUAAAUGUAUAUAGAGACUGUAUAGAUUAGAUAAUCGGCUUCAGUCGUACCCAUCGUCGCAUUACCACUUAGAUAACAGGGCAUUCUUCAUAUAUUGAUCCAGUAUUUCAAUAGACAAAUCUGCCAAUGGAUUUCUUGGAAUGGUAGUAUACACUGUCCCGAAAUGCUCCACACAUUUAUUUUGAAAAAUGACAUACUUUAUAUUGAAAAAUGAUAAACACUUUGACUUGACAACCCAUCCCUCUCUUUCCUGACUGUGUGUAGAGAUCUUGGUAAUUUUAAAUUCUUUGUGUUCUACAUAUAAAUGUGGAAUUUGACUUUAUUCCCUAAAUGCAAAUGGUAUUGCUUGUAACUGCUUGAUACUAAGGUUUCCACAUAACAAUUAAAUAGUUUGAGGGGUCAAUUUGCACUAUAUCAUGUCGUCCUAGAAUUACAAGUGCUGUAUAUAUAUUGUUAAAAGCUUUAGUUAUAGUCCUGUGAGGGGGAGGGGUACAAUGAUUUAUUUUCCCUUCUGAAAAUUGAUAUUUUAGGUCACUCACGGUAUGUAAUGGACCCCCCCCAAUGUUUGGUGCAUUCAUAAUGAAAAAGGUGGUUUGAGUAAAAAAAAAAAAAAUAGCAAUAAAGUGCAUGUAUAUUUGUUUUAAUAUUUUUAGUUAAAACAAGUGUCUACUUCAUUGAAUUUGUUUUGCACCCUGAUAAAGUGGGUGUGGUCAUUUCUCACACAAUACACUGCCAUGUGUGCAACAGGUGUUCAUGAUUGUCCAUGGU
Messenger RNA from Saccoglossus kowalevskii, 1989 nucleotides. RefSeq names its product mitochondrial uncoupling protein 4-like. The record is from RefSeq and is a predicted model, not a curated record. NCBI's taxonomy places the organism in Eukaryota, Metazoa, Hemichordata, Enteropneusta, Harrimaniidae.